AUGGGUGCAUUCAGCGAAUCACCAGCGGGUAAUUGUAAACGAGAGGGAAAAUUAAUUUGCUCGAUUUCAGUGAGCACCGUCAGCACGCGAAGGUUCAGCCGAGCGGGAACCCCAUCUUCCAUCCUGUCUUCAGACAGUGACAUAAGAUUCACCAGGAAGCUCGGGGGCCAGUACCGAUGCGGAUGCUGCGUCCUUGCUGCUUUCCUCCUAUUUUUACUUUUUUCUGGGGUCUCCAUCUACCUCGGGUAUCAUCUCCUGACGUCAGAUCCUCCGGGGGACCAGGUAUUCUUGGCGUCUUUCCGAGUAGUAGACGGUGACUCCUUCACAAUAGACCUCGCUGACCCAUCGACUGAGGCCUUCCGGAUCAGAGCUAGGGAGUAUCGUGAUAGAAUUAAUCUUGCUUUCCGUAGGAGCAAUCUCAGAAUUUCCUUCAUCGCUUCUGAAGUUCUUGCGCUCGAUGGAGUGGAAAACAGUGACCUGGUGGUACACUUAGAAUUACGCUUCGACCCGCGUUACCAGACGUUAAAAGUUCCAGACAUAGUUCAGGUUUUGUCCAAAGAGAUAAAUUCAACAACAGCCCGGUACUUGGUGAAUUUAACUAUCGACCCAAAGAGUUUAGAAGUCCAAGAAAACCUCGCGGCUCUCAAUGCUCAAGUGGCUAUAUCAACGACAGUCACAACUCCUAUGACAACGACAGCAACCCCGCCACCCAGGAGUUGCAGUCCUUUGGAACUCACUUACUGCAAGCAUCUUUCAUACAACAUCACUUCUUAUCCGAAUAUCUUCGGGCAUCAAUCUCUUGUCGAAGUGGAAGAAGACGUGAUUGCCUUUAGGGAACUCGUUGACGCCGAGUGCUACAGACUGGCUUACGAUUUUGUGUGUCAAGUAUUGCAGCCAGCGUGUGUGGAAGGAACACCCGAGGCGACUAUUAAACUUCCCUGUCGAAGUUUUUGCCGGGAAUUUUGGUCUGGAUGUGGUAAUCGAUUGCCAGAUAGGAUUAAGAACGCUCUAGAUUGCUCAAACUUCCCGGAAUACGCGGAUGAAGGAAGUUGCAAGCCCAAGCCAGGUUGCGUGAGAGAUUUGCAGAAUAAAGCGUUGUCACCUCGGAUCUGUGAUGGGAUAGUCGACUGCCCAGAUUUAUCUGAUGAAAAAAACUGCGCGUACUGCCAGGAAGAUCACAUGCAUUGCGGAAUCGGAAGAACCUGUAUUCCGACUUCCAAGAGAUGUGACGGCAAAGCUGACUGCCCUAAUGGAUUAGAUGAAAAAGAUUGCUUAUUUUUGGCGCAAAGCGUCAGCUCGGUUAAAAACCAGCCAAUAGACACACCUCUGUCUGUGAAAUACACCCACGAAGGCUAUGUGAUAUUCAACGAAAAAGGAACUGUUGGAAAACUUUGUAUCGAAAAUCUCAAUGCAACUCUUCCCCAAACGGAAAUGGAUACAGUACUUCAAACAGCAGCAGCUUCUUUGUGCACUCUUUUGACUUAUAAUGGAAUGAGCUCGGUUGAAAUGAGGAUUGACGACGAGGAAGACGUCGAAUAUGUGCACAUGGAGGAUCCUUUGGCUUCUGAAAUAUCUUUCGUACGAGCCCCUUGUCCAAGUAAACAAGUUAUGUACGUUCGUUGUGCAGAACUAGAAUGUGGAAUACAAGCUCUGAAAACUAAAACGGGCACCAAAGUACUCAAUAAAAUAGCAGAACCCGGAGACUGGCCGUGGCAUGUCGCGCUAUUCAAAGAAGACACUCACGUUUGUGAUGCUACGCUUGUAUCUUCAAACUGGCUGUUAACCACCGCGUCUUGCUUCCAAGGACAACCUAAGGCCGAAUGGUCUGCAAGGCUGGGCACCGUUCGACUGUCCAGUACGUCGCCCUGGCAGCAGGAGAGAAGAAUAGUCGGGAUGGUAAAAUCGCCCGUGGAAGGCAGCACGAUUGUUCUUUUAAAAUUAGACAAACCUGUGAUCGUGUAUUCAGACCUUGUACGGCCUAUUUGCCUGCCGUCCAGCCAGGAAUUUAUGCAACUCAACACUUCGCACUGCAACACGCUGGGAUGGGCGAGAAAUCGAGAUUUACUUCAGCGUGUUCAACUUAAAUACAGUGCGAUGGAAAAAUGCGAAAAUAUCAGCAUCGCUUCUGUAAAUGGAAUAUGUACGGACGCUGUUUACUCAACAGAUGACUGCAAUGAAGAAGAACUAGCAGGUACUCCAAUGAUUUGUCUGCUACCUGACGAACGGAGAUGGGCUUUAGCUGGAGUCAGUAGUUGGAGAAUUGCCUGCUCGAAGGCUGCGAUCGAGAGACCUAGACUCUACGACAAAGUUUCUUCAAAUAUCGCAUGGAUAAAGUCAACGAUCGCUUAA
Cotesia congregata is the source of this 2349-nucleotide messenger RNA. The record is from the annotation of a GenBank genome assembly. Lineage: Eukaryota; Metazoa; Arthropoda; Insecta; Hymenoptera; Braconidae.